This is a messenger RNA of Prunus persica (peach), 2158 nucleotides long. Its product is annotated as DEAD-box ATP-dependent RNA helicase 27. Gene Ontology annotation, molecular function: RNA helicase activity; nucleic acid binding; ATP binding. The record is from RefSeq and is a predicted model, not a curated record. Gene Ontology annotation, biological process: maturation of LSU-rRNA from tricistronic rRNA transcript (SSU-rRNA, 5.8S rRNA, LSU-rRNA). NCBI's taxonomy places the organism in Eukaryota, Viridiplantae, Streptophyta, Magnoliopsida, Rosales, Rosaceae. The coding region runs from base 121 to 1905 and encodes 594 amino acids. Gene Ontology annotation, cellular component: nucleolus. The transcript is spliced from 12 exons.
AACCAAACCCUACUAAAAUCACAGAGCUCCUUUUCUCUUUGUUUCAGCUCGAGAGAGAGCUUGUCUUCUUCUUCUGCGCCCCAGAAAGUGUAAAGCUCCAAUUCCUUAGAACCAGUCGCCAUGACAGACGCAAUUCCUUACGCAUCUCCGGACGACGAGACGAAGAAGAAGAAGCGCAAGAGAAACAGAGGGAAGAAACAAUCAGAAUCGGCAGACACCGAACAAGCAGAGCCUCAAAACCCUAUUCCGGCAAAACAAGAAGAAGAAGAAGAAAUAGAAAAAGAAGAAAAAGGAGAAGUUGAGAAACAAGCUAAGGAUGAAGAGAAGAAGACCAAGAAGAGGAAGAGUUCGAAGGGAGAGGAAGCAGAGGCUAAAAUCCCUAGCGAGAAGAAGGUGAAGAGUGAUGGAGCGUCUGGGAUUAUGAGCACACAGUCCUUUUCUUCCUUGAAUUUGUCUGAGAACACUUUCAAGGCCAUUCAAGAAAUGAACUUUCAGUAUAUGACUCAGAUUCAAGCCAGAGCAAUCCCACCGCUCUUGAUCGGACAAGAUGUCCUCGGAGCUGCAAGGACAGGAUCUGGGAAAACUCUUGCUUUUCUAAUACCAGCUGUGGAGCUGCUAUAUAACACACAUUUUGCUCCUCGUAAUGGAACAGGUGUUGUUGUGAUUUGCCCAACACGGGAACUUGCAAUACAGACCCAUGCCGUGGCAAAGGACCUUCUAAAGUAUCACUCACAGACCCUGGGCUUGGUUAUCGGAGGUUCAGCCAGGAGAGGAGAAGCAGAACGUAUUGUAAAAGGAGUAAAUUUAUUGGUUGCAACCCCUGGUCGACUUCUUGACCAUCUUCAGAAUACCAAGGGAUUCAUAUAUAAGAACUUGAAGUGCCUCAUGAUUGAUGAAGCUGACAGGUUAUUGGAAGCAAACUUUGAGGAAGAAAUGAAACAGAUUAUUAAGUAUCUACCGAAGGAUAGGCAAACAGCUUUAUUUUCAGCAACCCAAACUAAGAAGGUUGAAGAUCUUGUUAAGUUGUCGUUUCGGAAAGAUCAGAAACCUAUCUAUGUUGAUGUGGAUGAGGGGAGAAGUAAGGUCACCAAUGAAGGGCUGCAGCAAGGUUAUUGUAUUGUGCCUAGUGCCAAGAGAUUUCUUCUUCUAUAUUCUUUCCUGACGAAGAAUCUUUCUAAGAAAGUGAUGGUCUUCUUCUCUUCUUGUAACUCCGUCAAAUUCCACUCCGAACUGCUUAAAUACGUUAACGUGGAUUGCUUUGAUAUCCAUGGAAAGCAAAAGCAGCAGAAGAGGACAACUACUUUUUUUGAUUUCUGCAAAGCAGAGAAAGGAAUCUUACUUUGUACCGAUGUUGCUGCUCGUGGACUGGAUAUUCCUGCUGUGGACUGGAUUUUGCAGUUUGAUCCUCCGGAUGAACCCAAGGAAUAUAUCCACAGGGUUGGUCGAACAGCUCGAGGGGAAGGUGGAAAAGGAAAGGCACUACUUUUCCUCAUUCCUGAAGAGUUGCAAUUUAUACGCUAUUUGAAGGCUGCAAAAGUCCCUGUUAAAGAGCAUGUAUUUAAUGAGAAGCAGCUGAAAAAUGUGCAGUCACAGCUGGAGAAAAUGGUUGAAGGCAACUACUAUCUGCGCAAAUCAGCAAAAGAGGCGUAUACAUCUUAUUUAUUAUCAUAUAAUUCACACUCCAUGAAGGACAUCUUUAAUGUUCACCGCCUUGAUCUGCAGGCGGUUGCAGCUUCCUUUUGCUUUUCUAAUCCACCCAAGGUGAAUUUGAACUUAGACAGCAGUGCAUCAAAGUUCAGGAAGAAGAUGCGUAAAGUAGAGGGAAGUCGAAAUGGAUUCAGUGAGAGCAAUCCUUAUGGUAGACAAAAAGGUGGUGAUGACAAACGACAAUUUGUAAGGCAUUAGAGGAGCCUUCAUGUGUGCAGUAAAUUUUGCUUUUUUUUCUGUUUUCCUUGCAACAAUAUCUUAUGUAUUCAUUUACUGCUGAAGUUUUGUAGCUGAAAUUGAGACUGUAAACGCAAUUUUGAUUGAUGGCGUAAAUGCAAGUCAUCUGCCCUAGUUACCUACUUAGUGUACCAUUUUAUAUUUGAUACAGUUGCAUACAUGACAGAGAGAUAAAGAACAACCGGGAAAAAGAGCCCAUUUGAAUUCAAAAAAA